UGAAGCCGAAAGGAUGAGGUGAAGUUGCCCGUCCAAAGGGCACCCAGAAAAUGUUCUUCUCGUUCAGGCGGCCGCGAGGAGGUGGGAGAGUCGCGAGGCCAGGGCUACCUGCAUAGGCUCCUCCUCCGCCCAUCUGAACCUUUGUAUGCACGCACGCAGGCAGUUGCCUGAGCGAGGAUCACGUGUUUGAAGUUGGUGCCUGUUUUUUUUUUUUUUUUAAAAGAGACCAAACCAAGGCGGCCGACUGCUUGCUUAGCAGUGCCGCUUUGCUAAGGCGGCUGCGUCCCACCGUUCCAGAAGCACCGGGCUGAAGAGCAGCCUCCUUGCCCAUCUAUUGUCUUCGCCUCCCGCCUGUUCCUUAGAGAUUCCUCGCCAAGAUGGCAGAUCUGAACCGUCAACUGCAAGAAUAUUUAGCUCAGUCCAAGGGCGGCGGCGGCGGCGGCUCGACGGUUUUGUCGGUUCCUCAGGCCCCUCCUCAGGAUGAGGCAGAAGAAACCGGCUCGGGCUUGGGCGUCUGGCUGCGGCGCAUGAACCCUUUCCCCGCGACAGGAACGUGGUCGGGGGCGGCCGAGGCGGAGCCGGAGCCGUGGCUACCGACAGGGGUGUCCCGUUGGCAGAGACUGGUGGGGAGCGCCCUGUGUCUGCUGCUGGCUGCUCUCUGUUUCGGCCUCGCCGCGCUUUAUGGCUCGCUCCUGCUGCUUCGGAAGUUCGCGCUGCUCUGGUCCUUGGGCUCGGCCUUUGCGUUGGGAGCCGCUGGUUUCUUGCGGGGCCCGAGUCGCAUCCUGGGCGAGCCUGACCGGCGCGGCCUGGCCAUCCUGUAUUUGGGCUCCGUGGGCGGAACUCUGUACGCUGCUCUCGGGCUCCGAAGUACGCUGCUCACGGUGCUGGGUGCUGUGGUCCAGCUGGGAGCCGGAGGCGCCUACUUGUUUUCCUCGUUGCCUGGCGGUGCUGCUGGUUUGCGCUAUGCCAGCAGCUUCCUGGGGAGCUUCGUGCGACGAAGUGUUUCUAAAGCUCUUCCAGUGUGAGUUACUCUGUCGUCGGAAGUCCAACUCCCGGGUUUGGGACGACUGCUCCGUGAGGAGGCACCCCGGGCCGCUUUUCAAAGCAAAGCGCAGAGCAGGAUAUGCAGCUUGAAUUCCAGGAAUCCUUGAAUAGAAAGUUUCUUCUGCGACUAUUGUGAAUUCCGGGAGAUAAUUCAUUUGCCUCAUUGUGGUUGUUUGACUGCUGAGAAUAUUAAAGUAUUAAAACAAAAGAUGUGACUUGAAACUGAACUACCUAACUGGCAGGUAGAAAGAGCCAAAGGUUUUGUAGUCUGUGUGUUCUUCUGACCAUUGCACAAACUACCCCAUUUAACCAUUUUUAAAAUUUACAGCCUUGUGAUUUCUCUCACUCUUGGGCUAAAAAGGAGGCAGCUUAACAUAUCCUUUACCUAUUCCAGUUAUUGAAGUGUUUUCCCUCUUCUGACACAAUUUUGGGGUGGGUGUGAUUAGGAUGCUUUGUCAACAGUUUAAUUGAUGGUGUUAUUGGACUGGGAUUUGUCCAGCUGCUAUUAGCCUUUCAACUGCUGUGACUACAACUUCUCCAUUCCAGUCAGUGGUACUGCCCUAUUGGCCACUUUGUCCUGGACUGCAGAGUAGACCUGGGUUAUAUGAGGUUAGGUAUAUUGUUUGUUAGAGAUGUGUUCCUUUAGAAUAUUAUCUGAAUGGUGAAAUUAGCAUGUAAAGCCAUACACAUGAACAUAUAUUCUGUACAUGUUCUGGAAUUCCAUUUCUCAAAAGAGUUGAUCAUUCCCACCUCCUUUACUCUGUGCUCCUCUUCUGCAUUCCAACAAUGCUUUUGCAUCUAUAAUAUAUUUCUGAAUAGCGUGAAGAAGAAGAAACCCACUAGUGUCAACUGUCUAACCCUCUUGCUCCCUCUCAUUUUACCUUGCUGUGUUUCUUUUUUCUCUCACAUAGUUCUCCUUCCCUCUUCACAUCUUUCAAGAGUGCUAGACUGAUGGUCAGAGGUGAGCUGAUGGACUAGUCAGAAAUACAAAGCAUCUUGGUCCCUGUGACCUAUCCCUUGGGGAAUUUGAAAGAUACACCAAACCUUUGCUCCAGGCACCCGUUUUGUCUGCAUGGUGGGAAAGAGUUGCCCAUUUAAAACAGGAGAGCUUUCCCACUGAGCAGCUAUUGCCAGCGCAACAUCAGCAGGAGAGGGUUGCCCUGUACAAAACUCCCUUCUAUUGCUUUCCUAUCAGUCCCCUCCUACAUUUUAACUGGGUCUGGAUCUGGCUAUCAGAAAUAUUUGCCCCAAAUACAAAUUAGGGCAAGUGAUUGUUUUUUCCUGAGGGAAGUGAAUAAUCAGUAGGAGAAAUGGACUGAGAGGAAUCUACAAAUUAUUUUGCUUUAAUCAUGUAUUAAAAGUGUAAGAACAACCCAGUUUGCCUUGUUAUUACAUCUACAAACUACAUAAAUUCAGGGCUGGUGUCACAAUUUUGCAGUGCAAAUGUACAUUUUAUUUCUCUUAAAAUUGUAGCCUGCAAAGCAUACCUCUUACAUAUUGUAUUCUCUGAAGUCAAAAGUGUUAAAUCUAGGGAAAUAUGUUUAAAAUUUAAACUUAAAUGCUUAAUAAACUAGCACAUUCUAGGAAAUAAUUUCUAACAGGUUAAAUACAGGUAGUCCUCAACUUACAACAGUUCAUUUAGUGAUCAUUCAAAGUUAUAAUGGCACUGAAAAAUGUAAUGUAUGACUAUUUUUCACAGUUACAACCUUUGCAGCAUCCCCAUGAUCAUCUUAUCAAAAUUCAGAUGCUUGGCCGCUGGUUCAUAUUUAUGACCGUUGCUAUUCCCUAAGAUCAUGUUUUCACCUUUUAUGACCUGGUAAGCAAAGUCAAUGGGAAAGCCAAAUUCACUUAACAACCGGGUUACUAACUUAUUAACUGCAGUGAUUCACUUAACAACUGUGGCAAGAAAGGUCGUAAAAUGGGACAAAACUCACUUAACAAAUUUUUCACUUUGGGCUCAAUUGUGGUCGUAAAUCGAGGACUACCUGUACAUGCAAUAACUAUGUCUAAAUGUAUAUUAUUUAAUAAGAAAGGUCUUAUGUCAUAGGUGUUUUAUUAAUGAAAGGAAUAACUUAUAAGCAAAUGCUUAUAUUUAAGUGCAGAAAAUCUACAGAGCUCUACUCUAGACAAUUUAUUCAAAAUCAAGUCUUGCUGAAUCUAGUGGCACUUCCACACUUGUGCAUUAAGAAGGGAUCAAGUAGUGAGUUAUAAAUUAAUAAAAUGGUAAUUUUUAAUUUAAAUUGGCAUUUCUGAGUGAUUUCUGUGCAUAUGUCAUGUAAUGUAAUCAAAAAUAGCUGUGAAUCAAAAAGUUGCUAAAUAUUUAACUCGAACAAAUUUUCAUGAAAUCAUUUAAAAGAUUAUUUGAAGACGUUUCAAUUGGGUUAGUACAAUAAAAUAAACUUUACAAUCCUUUCUAUUUACAACUUAAGUGAUGCUUAAACCCAAGAAAAUAGCUAUAGGAUUGCAACCCAAGUGUAUUUUUACUAUAUAAUUUAGUCUACAGACUUUGAGUAUGUUAUUCUAUUUCAGCUUUUCUCAAUUUUUUUUAUUCUAGAAGAAUGCUUGAAAUGGUCUCAAGGAACCCCUGCAUAAAAGUGAUAAAAAUGCAAACCCGUCAUAAUACAAUUCACUUCUAAUCUGUACAAUCCAAUUUUAUAAACCUUUACAAGAGCAAACUGGCAGAGCAGCAGCUGAGUUAACACAUAUAAAAUUUCCCAUUAUUGAAAAUGCUAGCAUUGUGUGAUAUACGAAGUUUUUUUUUUUCAGUCAUAGUCUCACAGAACUGCUACAACUUCAAAUGGAACCUUACAGUUCUGCGGAAUUCUAGUUCAGAAAGGCUGUUCUAUUCCCUGGUAUAAUGUGACAUAUGGGGAAAAAUGUUAUUUUAAAAACUUAACAGAAUGUCUAUAAUGUGAUGUGUUUUUACAUUUUAUGUAGUAAUCAAAAGACAUGGAAGUAUGUUGUGCCAAAUGUACCAAUUUACUAACUAUAUUUUUUUCAUUCACUAUUUAAAUUCUUGUGCAUAUGAGGAUAACUACUUUUCUGUGAUGUUCAACCCUUGGGAUUUAUCAAUAAUUUGUUUAAAAUGUUAUACUUUUACUAUUUUCUAUAUUUUCUUAUUAAAUUUGAUCUUACUUUUUAAUUAGAA
Pantherophis guttatus is the source of this 4192-nucleotide messenger RNA. RefSeq names its product SFT2 domain containing 3 (gene SFT2D3). Lineage: Eukaryota; Metazoa; Chordata; Lepidosauria; Squamata; Colubridae. Gene Ontology annotation, biological process: vesicle-mediated transport. The record is from RefSeq and is a predicted model, not a curated record. Gene Ontology annotation, cellular component: membrane.